This is a messenger RNA of Oncorhynchus nerka (sockeye salmon), 4670 nucleotides long. Its product is annotated as sodium-coupled neutral amino acid transporter 4-like. NCBI's taxonomy places the organism in Eukaryota, Metazoa, Chordata, Actinopteri, Salmoniformes, Salmonidae. Gene Ontology annotation, cellular component: plasma membrane. The coding region runs from base 236 to 1858 and encodes 540 amino acids. Gene Ontology annotation, molecular function: L-amino acid transmembrane transporter activity. The record is from RefSeq and is a predicted model, not a curated record. Gene Ontology annotation, biological process: amino acid transmembrane transport. The transcript has 16 exons.
ACCUGGGUUACAAAAAAGCAGCAGCUCUUGCCUCUCCUGGCUGCUCACGAGCACUGUCCUCAUUCUCCCCCAAAACAAGCAAAAAAUAACACUUCGGACCCCCUCUCUGUCAUCUCUGAAUGAGUAUUUGCCCUAUAGUGUAAGGCUGAGAUAAAGCACGCCAACCUACCGAGUACAACUGCUCUGCUUUGGACCGUGACCCCUUCCCCAGCCCUGCACCACUAUAGCCGUAACCAUGGACCGCAUGGAGCUGAAGAAAGUCUGCACGGAGGCAGACGAUGACAGCACAGACAGUUUGGACGACCGCUUCACAGAGCCCAUCGACUCAGAGAAGGCCACCAUCAACAGUCACUUCCUGGAUGAGGAUGGAGACGCAGAGAGCCACAAGUUUCUCACUAAUGGGAUUAUGAAGAAGAAGAAGUAUGAGGAGUAUCAAGAAGAAUACCACCCAGGACAUACCUCCUUUGGUAUGUCGGUCUUCAACCUGAGUAAUGCAAUCAUGGGCAGCGGCAUCCUAGGUCUCUCCUACGCCAUGGCCAACACUGGCAUUGUGCUUUUUGUAGUCCUUCUCUUGGGUGUGGCCAUCUUGUCGUUGUACUCCGUUCACUUGCUGCUAAUGACUGCAAAAGAAGGAGGCUCUCUCAUCUAUGAAAAGUUGGGAGAGCGAGCUUUUGGCUGGCCGGGGAAAAUGGCUGCGUUUGGAUCGAUAACCCUUCAAAAUAUUGGUGCCAUGUCCAGCUACCUCUUCAUUGUAAAGUAUGAGCUGCCAGAAGUGAUCCGUGCCUUCAUGGGACUAGAGCAGAGCUCUGGUGAAUGGUACAUGAACGGAAACUACCUGGUUGUGUUUGUGUCUAUCGGUAUCAUCCUGCCUCUCUGCAUACUCAAAAACCUGGGCUACCUUGGCUACACCAGUGGAUUCUCCCUAUCCUGCAUGGUGUUUUUCCUGGGAGUGCUGAUCUAUAAGAAGUACAACCUCCCCUGCCCGAUGCCCUUCAUGUACCAUCAUACCAACCACAGUAUGAAUGGAACAGCCCUGGGGCCCCACGCCCUGCACAACGGCACCGUCCUCAUGGACUUCUCCAGAGCUGACAUGUCCCCCGCCUCCUACCUGGACGACCACCACACCUCAGGGGUCCGCUUCGAACCACACCCCGACGACGUGGAGGAGAUGUGCACGCCCAAGUACUUUGUGUUCAACUCUCAGACUGCUUACACUGUUCCCAUCCUGGCCUUCUCCUUUGUGUGCCACCCUGAAAUUCUACCCAUCUACAGUGAACUCAAAGAUCGCUCCCGGAGAAAGAUGCAGAACGUGUCCAACCUGUCCAUCCUGGCCAUGCUGGUCAUGUACAUGUUCUCAGCACUGUUCGGCUACCUCACUUUCUAUGGAAACGUGGAGGCGGAGUUGCUCCACACCUUCACCAAGGUGUAUAAGUUUGACACCAUGCUCCUGCUGGUCCGUCUGGCUGUCCUGACCGCUGUCACCCUGACUGUCCCCAUUGUCCUGUUCCCUAUCCGUUCCUCAAUCAAUACGCUGCUGUUCAGCCAACGGGAGUUCAGCUGGGUGCGUCACAUGCUCAUCGCCGCCUUCAUCCUCAUGUUCAACAACCUGCUGGUCAUCUUCGUCCCCACCAUCAGAGACAUCUUCGGCUUCAUCGGCUCCUCUGCAGCCACCAUGCUCAUCUUCAUCCUCCCUGCUGCCUUCUAUCUACGCCUGGUCAAGUCUGUGCCGAUGCGCUCCGUGCAGAAGAUCUCGGCGGCCAUUUUCCUGGUGGUGGGCAUCAUCUUCAUGUUCAGCAGCCUGUCGCUCAUCGUGAUGGACUGGAUCCACAACCCUCCCGGCUCCGGCAGUGGUCACUAAGACGACCCCCCUUACCUCCACCUCCACCCCCUCUCACCUCAAACCCCCUCCCCUGUCUGUGCCUUGGGGGUAAGGUCACCGGGCCCGGGGGGUGCCCCCACACAUCACCUACAGACUGAGUACGUCAGCGUACUGUAAAGGGGCGGUUCGCUUUUCUCAACCCCCACCCCUUUCCACAAAGUAUUACUGGAUGGGACUACGUUCUACGACUGAAACAGACUCUUUUAAGUUCGUUAUUCUUUUUCUUUCUUGUUGUUGUUGGAUGGUUUAGUUCUGUAGAAUCCUCCACAACAGGGGCUCGCCGAAAGGACACAAAGUAAUCAAGGUGGACGGUCAGAAACGGGAGAAAAGACGCCAGACGGCUGCGGCUGUUGCUGCGCGCCCUGCCGUAGUUGUCUAGAUAGCCCAUCAUCUCUACUCUGUGAUAUUCCCUGAGAAGAGGAAAAAUACGAGCAGGGACCUCAACCAUUAAACUGUCAAGAGAACGAGAGCUGAUCUGAGAGCUGCCACUAUUGGAGCUGGUUGUGACUGCAGGCGUGGCUUCAGCGCCAUGGGCUCUGCACACUUGAAGAUUAGAGAGAGAGAGAGAGAGAGAGGUGGGAUAAGGGUUCAAAAACAAAGAGCACUUUUAGCAUAUGUUUCAAGUUUUAAUGUAUUUUUAACACAUCCAGACACACAAAAAACACACACACACAUACAGCACGCCAUCUACACUAAUUGGAGCUAUUUUGCUUACUGUCAAAAUGUAUUUUUGUACACCUAGGUGGAGUAAGAAAAGUCGAUGUAACGGUACAUAUGACAGGUGUAGUAUCUUUUUCCAAAUUAGAGCCUGGAAAAGGUUCUUCUGAGGGAUAUUUGUAAAUUAGGUUUGGUAAAGUAGUUUAAUGAUUUGUACCCAUUGAUUCUUGAAAAAUAUAACUUAUAAAUGCCUCAAGAGCUUAGUUUAACCGUCGUACCCCAUCAGAUCCCAAAAUAUAUGAUUAGUUUACUCCAAUGUUUGUAAACCAUGUAAACAAUAUAUAGCCUCAAAACAUGGUUAAAGCCAUCAUUUUGAUAUCAUGGAAGGUCAGUCCUUGCAUCCUUAUAUCUCAACCUUAAGCUUUUUCCAGAACAGCCGGGGACUACACUUUGUUAUUGCUUCAACUGCUGAUUGCCCCUUUAAGUUCAAUAUGGGUCAUAAUGUCAAAUGUGGAAAAGAUUAGAGAAAUGAAAUGCAUCCACUGUUACUUAGCAGGCUUAUCAUUUGGUGAUGUUUAUACCAGCAAUUUGUUUAUGCCAGAUUGCUGCUGAUAGUAGAGUUAACAUAAACAGUAUGUGUUUAUUACUGUAAUUGUGACUAUUGUUACUGUAAUUUACAUCAUUUCAACAGACCAUCGUGUCUUAAAAUGCACUAAUUAAUUAACACCACGAUAAAGGAAUUUCAAAAUGUUGAGCAAAUUGUGCCGUGCUGAAAAAACAUUAGCAGUUUGCAUUCGAAGCAUAGAAUACCUGUUUUCUAAGGUGUUAAAGCGGAUGCUUUUUCUGAAUGGAUCCAGCCAGAAUGGACAACAUUUACAGAUCCUUUGUGGAUCUACAUAUGCAUGAAACAAAUUGAUAUUUCAAAUGAAAUGCUAUGUAAUGUGUAUGUUUUGGAUUACAAACAUGGUCUUUUCUGACAACUUGUAUAUGCUUUGUAAAUAAUCUUAUUAUAUGGUACUCACUGAAUUAUGUGUGUGGGGGGUUGUAAGGGAUUUUACCAGAAGUCUUCUACGAUGUUAUUUUAGUAUUCAAUGUUUUUGAUUUUGCUAUAUGAUGAUAUUUCUUUCUUUUAUGGAAGCUUGUACAUUUGUAGAAAAUCUCUAUCCCUUUUCAUUUCUUUAUAGUUACAUAUCUGGAGGACCUAGACCUUGAAUUAAUGAAUGGUUUUGUUGUUAAUGUUGUCUGAUGCCUCAGUCCUACAGGGGCUGCAGGGUCCAAGUAGAAUGUCAGUGUUGAUGUCUUGCGAGACUUGGGUAGAUAUUGCCUAUGUUGAGCUGAAGUAUUUGAUUCAUGCCAUGCGGGUGGGUGCGCUGUCAAAAGAUCAAUGACGUUCAGAUCACUUGCUUUUAGUAAGAACCACCCUACAGUCACAUUUGAGAUGCGGUCCGCAUCAAUAGGGGCUGCUGGGUCUUUGCUGAAAUUCCUCCUGAGCCUCAGUUACGACAAAAACCUUACUAUUGUGUGAGAAUGCAGAAACCAAUCGUUGCCUUUAAUAAUUGCAAACUUCAGUUCAUCUAGGGAGCAAACCUUAGGGUCAGGCACGGCACCAGAUGUAAGACCGUCAUACAGUGAUAUUCUCCUUUUUUUCUCUCCCAAUGAAGGACCAGAGCGGAGACCACAGAUGUUGGGGUCUCAGACACUCAAGAAUUGGGUUGGGGGGGGGGGAUCUUUCAGCGCUAUGCCCUCAAUAUCACUCAGGUACAAUGUCCUCGCCCUCUGUUAUGAAGCAUACUUUAGACUGUCGUAGCAUGACAUGCUAUAGUCACGACAGCUGACUUUAAUAUACGUUAAAUGACCAAACACUGGCAUGCAAACUGCGUGUCAUGCGUUUGACAAUGCAAAGUAGGCUUCAUGCCAGAGGGUUUAAGUAAUGUGUUACCCCAAAACCAUCUGCCUUAUCUGUAACCUGGCCUGAAAGAAGCACUGGGUCAGCAUCAGUGUCCUGCCGUUCAGUGUCUGCUUCCUGUGGAUCAACUAACAUUCAAAUUGUAUAUUUGCCUGAACAAAGGGGAUUUUUGUAUCAGAGAAGCUGUUUCAAUGUCAUGUAACAUGAACAAUAAAAAUGUGAAAUAAA